CGGCGGGAAAAGAUUGACAUAUUGCAUAUGCGCGCCCAAUGCGCAUUUUGGAAGGGCCAUUCCGGCCUGGCAUACUUUUCUGCCCAUGUCUGGUGGAGCAAUGCCGGGUGCUGACGAUCAGUAGCUGAGACCACUACCGCCAUCGUCAUGGUGAAGGGGGAGAGGCUGACCGCUGUCCUGACCGGCGGCCCCCCUUGGGGGUUUCGCCUGAGUGGAGGUCUGGAAGUAAAACAACCCCUCAAAGUCGCCAAGGUGCGGAAGAAGAGCAAGGCGCACGGCUCUGGGCUUCAGGAGGGGGACGAGGUCUUGGCUGUGAACGGGGCGCCGUGUCAGGACGUCACGCACAAGGAUUGUAUGGGCAUAGUGGAGGGAUCGACAGAUAGACUGGAAUUGGAAGUUCUCAGAAAACGUCCAACGUACAACGUGCAGCAAGCGGGACAGACGACAGAACAAGAAGAGUCUGGAAGUAAGCUAGAGAUCAAGGUCAAUUCUGUGGCAAAGAAGGACAAGCAGCACGUGUCCACCCUCCAAAUCAAGCCAGUCACAGUCUCGGCCAGCUCAGUCAAGAGUGAGAGCAGGAGAGAGGUGUCAGCAAUUACGGUUGCUAAAGAGGAGUCGAGCCAACAAUCGCAGGUGGUUAGAUCGACCGAGUCCGAGUACUCAACUUUAGAGAGGAAGUCCAAGAACGUGUCCAAAGUAAACGGCCUAGGGCAGGUCAGUGUCUUCAGCGGUAGUGCACGUACAGAAGAAGAAGAGUCAGGUGAAAGAAAGACACAAGGAUUUUCCUACUUGAAGCCUGGAGACAUCCGAAGCUUAGGCCAAUCCGGUUCUCCAGAAGACAAGCAAAAGAGAGCACCACCACCCACAGCAGCUAGGUCGAGUCAAGAAUACCCUGUCAACCCUCCACCAUCAUAUUCCCGUGCCUUAAACGAGUCUCAAUACCAACAGGCCUACAGCCCGACCAGCGGCCAACCAGGUGACCAGCCAUUUGAAGAACAAGAACCGCCAUCAAGUGCCUUCCGCUCUGUUAGGCCUCCAGGGCCUAUCAAAUUAGAGCCUCAACAAGGCCACGGCAUCAACAGUCAGCCAGGCCACCUCCUUCGGCAGCAGCAGCAGAUACAAGAACCCCAACCCGUUACAGCUACCCAGCCUGCGGUACAGAGGCCAACGCCUAUAAGACAACAGCCCGCGACUGUGUAUCAACCAGAACGCCAGGCGGGCUCCCCUCAUACCUGGUCGGCCGGCGUUCCGAAACAGGAACCAGUUCCAUCAUCACAGCCGGCAAUCCAACAGCCGGCGGGGUCGUAUCCGUUUGAUCAGCCAACACCAUCAUACAGUCAACCCCCGGCAUCUGCACCCACUUACACGUGGAACCCUACUGGAAGGUCUAAGCCCAAGACCCCUAUCACUCCUACCACGCCAACCGAAGCGUCGCCAAACAAGGUCUUCAGUGUGUUUGACGUAGGAGCGACUUGGGAACCACCAAAAGAAGAAGAAACAGGAAACAUGAUGAAUGCGAAGCCCAAGGCACCUAUGUUCAAAGUAAAGAAGUUCGACUUCAAGCCGCAGACAUGGUCUGAAGGUUCAUCUUCUGGAAGGCCCAUGACGCAGGAGGACUUCCAAACUAUGGAUCUUCCGCUGGGGCCUAUGGGGCAGUAUCGUAAUAAGCAACGAGAGAUGCUGGCCUAUGAGAAGUCAGGAGCGGUUUGGUCACCGAGUGGAACAACCCCAGUGUCCGGUCCGAAGUCGUGGUCUCCGGGGGGAGGUGAGGUGCAGGAGAGACCUCACGAGGUACGUGAACAGCCCUGGUCUCCGACCGGGAGGCCACAAGCUCCUCAUGUGCAGUCUCCUCAGCCUGCCCCGGCGGUGUGGUCUCCUGGUGGAGGUGGGGGACAGGCACCAAGAGCAGCCCAGCCAGUGUCGUUUCAUCCCGGUGGUGGAACAGAAGAUCACGGUCCGCAGCCCACGUCUAAUGGCGUGUGGAGGCCGUCACAGAUGCCUCCAUCAUCGCAGGGGUACUACUCUGGUGAGCGAGACAGCGGGAUCUGGUCUCCAACAGGUACACAGGCGACAGCCCCCUCGAGGUCCUUCAACGACACUGACGGCCACGGUUCACCAGCCUCGUUUGACCCUCGGCCGAAGAUGGUCUCGGCACAAUCGUCAUCAGCCAGAUCUGCAGCGGCCUCGCUCAAGAAACCAGGUGAUUUAACGCCUGCGCCCACAGGUGACAAACAACCUGGCCCUGCCCUAGUGGCUACAGGUCCUGUAAUGAUGAAUGGAACCGUGCAUGUCAAUAUUGAAUGGCAAAAUGAGCCUAAAUCAAACGGAUACGGCGUCCGAACCCCCGCCACCAUAACACUUGAAGAGCCAUUGAAAGUAUCAGACGAGGAAGACCUCUACCCACCCGAAGAAAGGUAUAAAGUUAAGAUCUGCCACCGGCUUGCCCGGGCAUUGCUGUCGCGACAUAACCGAUUCUCUCGGGGCGGGAGGAUGUUCUGGAAAAGGCGCCUGCGGGCUCACAAGUGGGAGGCCGAUCCUUUCGGCCCGGCCGUCCACCCCAGGGACGCCACCCCUCAGGAGUUCCGUCCGGGGGUUGACGUGCCGGACGUCCCCGAAGAUCUCUACCAGCUCGUGCUGGAGGAGAUACGAGAAGGUCCGGCCGACGAUGACGUGGACGAAACUGACCUCGACUAUCCUUAUAAUUCUCCAGGGGCACCUGGGAGGGGCGGCAAAGCUGUGGGACCGACGAGAGUAGGCCCGCUUCCCAGCUAUCUCAACAUACAAGAGGAGCAGACAAGAAACGCAUCGGAGCAUUUCAUGACCGUCAAGCCAACUCCGGCCCUCACGUCCCAAGAACCAUUGAAACCAACCCUUCAGACCUUACCGACACGCAGUUACCUGGAGAUCCAAAAGGAGGCGAAGCCAGAGCCGGAAAAUGCUGCCGAAAAAGAAAAGAAACAAAAACAAAGACUCCACCCGAAGUCAAUUAGUGAGUAUUAUAACCUCCCUCCUGAGGCUGCAUUGCCCGAAAAAGACACGACGAAGAGGAUUCCCGUUUCGGAGAUUGAGCCAAUUAACUUUAACGUUGAUUUGGAGGAUAAGUCUCGCUGCACACAUCAGACGCCCGAAAUGCUGUCCCACGAUGCAGCCCGAAGGCUGGCGGAAGCAACAUUCUUCGAAGAGGGCAAAGGAGCCAAUAUGUUCAUGAAGAGAAUGGAGCGGAUGUCCAAAUAUGUCAUAGACGAAAGCAACGUCAAAAAGGCUCCCCCAAAGCCUCAAGUGUCUCCCAACGUGCCGCAGUACCAGUACCAGAAGCAGCAGCAGCAGCAGCAGAAGGGGACUCCGACAGUGCAGGAGAUGAAGGAGAUGAUGUCGCAGGUGACGUACAAACGUCCUCCGAAAAGUCCGUGGGAAGCUGCCAUGGAGGGGUCGGGGAAAAUCGAUGAUGCCUUCAGCCACAUACGGGGCAAUAAGCUUCUGCUUGAUGUGCCGCCCGGUAGUCAGCAGGAAUACGACCCGUUUGAUCCCACCCUGCCAUUCCCAGGCUCGCAGCCAACUGAUCUCGGUGGGGAGGGUGUCCCAAGUUGGACAUCCCAAGAUGGUAUGAGUAUGAAUGAGAAGUCCACUUCACCGACCGGGCCGCAAUUCAAAGAUUACAACGCGAAGCCCCGCGGAUGGGUAAGCAGUGGAGGAGGUUACCUGAGCGACCAGCUUGCUACAGAUUACGAGUCCGACACUAACCUGUCCACAGCCAGCGCACCCUCACGCCAGCAACUGUUCAAGGUCUCAAAGGUGCCCACAGCAGCGGGUUCAGCUAGACAGCUGAGGCCCCAACACCUGUACAUGGGCCAUGGUCAGCCGCCACAGCCACGGCCUAUGUCACCAAUGCGACCGUUGACUCCCCAACGGCCAACCACGCCGCCAUACUGGCCAUCGUCUAGAUCAUCGACGCCCACGCCAUAUUGGCAGCGCAAAGCUACUCCUCCAGAAGUUGCGCCACGCAGCCAAUCCCGCAGCCCCGGCCCUGGUACAGCCUCCACGUCAUCUUGGCGAUGGACGAUCCCCAGGUCGGAGGCCACACCUAAGAAAAAGUCCCCCACAAAGGCACCGACGCCGUUUACUGUAGCGGCAUUUCAGCCCUCUCCCAGUCCUCGGGCAACUAGUCCUGUCGACGUUUCUUGGCGCCGAACGAUGUCCUUAACCGCAGGUACCCCCGACUAUGGGGUGCCGCCCGAAAGGUCCCCAACGCACUUUACUCAGGCUUCUUUCUUACACUCGCGACAACAAGUUCCCAUGGAGAAAUUGGGUAAAGGCGCCAAAAUGUUCCAGAAGCAAAAAGAGCGUUCAGAAAAGUUCGUCAUCGACGAAAAUACAGUUGCUCGAACGCCCAUAAGACGUGCGGAGAGAGAGAGGUCCUCUUCGUCAUCAUCUUCCUCACACGUUAGCAAGGCCCGGCUAACGCCAUGGGAGGCAGCAGCUACCAUGGGAACGGUAGAUCCCGCCUUUUCCAGUAUUGAUGUGGAGAUGAAAGUACAUGGCAGUCCUUACAAAGCUAGAGUGGCCCACACGGUGAUGGACGCGGCGGGCAGCAAGGCUAUGCCAUCACCGCCCGCAGAAUGGAAGAGGACGCAGAUGAACGGUCAGCAGUGGUCCCCAACCGUAGCGUCUUACGUCACAAAACCUCGCUUCGACGCCCGGCAGAUGAGCAUGUCGCCUACCAUACAGCCCGCCAGAGUCACGCCGUUCGCCUUCACCUACAACCCUUCAAUCAAGGCGUGGUCGCCUCAACACGGCAUGCGUGGGGCAGAAGAGUGAAAUGUUCAAUGAUAGCAAGGCAUUACUGGUUUAGGCUCGGAUACAACGUGGCGUCUUGGUAUCGAACACUAUGUCAUAUCACUCAAAUCUCAGUCAAGGGAAUGAGACGAAAUGGCAUCAAAAAUUGGAAGCGAUUCUUUUACUUCAAACUUUGCUUGUAAAUUUAUGCAUUUGUCAAGAAUCACGAUUGUGACAGCUGAACUACUAUAGGGACUACCGCAUGAGAUGCAGCUAUGCGACUAUGAUGAGGUAGCCAGUUACCAUGGCAAAAACAGAGGAGGAAGAGCAAAUGCCACGAAGGACAGAGGAUAGAGACCGAAUCAUCAUGCUUUCUAAAGCGCGGACGAUUUGUUACGAAGAGCCUGUCUGCCUGGUACAUCACCAAGUGAGGAGAGUCAAGAAGAGCCAAAUCUCACAGACUACCUGAAAGUAAGACCGCCGUAGUGAACCUUGGCAGUAUUUGGAUCUGUACUUUUGUGUCAUCUUGACACCAUCAGCUGGUUAUGUACCGGGCAGGCCUAGUUGCGGUGGAGGGCAGGCACAAAGAUAUGGAAACGCGGAAGCUGCAACUGCCUGGUAAAGAGUACGGAAGACGGAGCUGUUGUGGUCAGGAGGUUGUGACUUGGUUAUGGUUAAGUUGACACUGCAAUCGAAGGUUAAUGAAGUCGAUCUUGUAUAUGAUCCAUGUAUGAACUUUUCUAAUAGCAACUACGAGAAGGGUACAUGCAGUGUUGUAGAUUGGUUAAUAUGUAACCAAAACUAAAUGACACUGGACCAUUUACCAACUCGUUAGACGGAACACACAUAGAUGGUUGCCAAAUAUCUCAGUUCGCACAGUAUUGGAUCUCUCCUGAAUUUCCGUUGCAAAAACCAACACGAAUAUGUCUGCAGUGAAUUGGCCAUUUUUUCAUAUGCAGUAAUCCAGGACGUUUGCAAGGCUAGGCCACUUACUGCAAAUUAUAUUCAAUACGUAUCGGUAGAUUACGUCAUAACUUGUACUUAUUGGUAUAGGCUGACAUAGGAGUGACAGUUAACAUUAGAUCACAUCCAGAUGCAUUAAAAGGGCAAUGUCUAUAUAAGAAAAGUAUUUGAUAGCCACCGUGACAACAAGACGAAGCAAAAUUUAAGUACCGAGACAUGACGACUUGAGUAUUAGAGUAACAUCAGUCUCAUGUUUCUAAGAGAACCUUGUAAAAGUUUAGACUAUGGCUCUGAAGGCUUUGUCGUGAUUUUUAGCAAAGGCAAGUAUUGCGUAUACGUAGUGCUGAAGCAAGAAUAAGUUGCCCAAGAUGUGCAUCUUUUGCAUUCGUCCGUUGUAAAUGAAGCUUAUACAACUUGUGAAGACACCGCUUGGGUUGACUAUCAACUAUGUAAUAUAUUCUGUUACUUAAUGAUGAUAAUGAUGAAGGAACUGCAGUUAAAUGUUAGCGUUUGGUACACACCUUAUUUGCUGUAGCCCAUGAUUUAGCAUCUAGCUUGUAUUUCUGUCACUGGUAUUGAUACUUAUAUGAGAGUAUACGUCAAAUGGUAUGCAGCUAAGGGGUUACCAAGAAGAGCUUAAAUGUUGAAGCUUCAGUACAAAUUAGCUCAAUUUCUAUAUAUGUAAUCUGUCCUUAUUAUCAACUCAGUGAGAGUUAGAGGGCUCGAUAGUUUCGCUAUCCUGUCAUCACUCCUCCGUCUUCCUGCUACAAAAGGAUCAACAGCAGAAUCUACAAUUAUAUCUUCGGAAUGGUGUUACCGGGGGACUUUGUAGAAAGCGUAUAGCGUGAUUAGGCACAUCAGACCAAGAUCAUUAUACACAAGGCGUUUGACUUAUAUAGUUCUUAGACUUGACAGGCAUCAGAUAUAAGAAGGUUCCAGAAUAUAUUAUUGGGUUUAGGAUGACUGAGAAAACUAUUCUAGAAGCAAACUGCAUUCACGACUGCAUAUUAGCAACGUGCCGAUAUAGUUGUCAUUGUGCACACCUAAAAUGUCGAACAAAUGUCAAUAUUUUGGGAGACGUUUCACAAAGUGAAGUGUCAAACAACUACUCGCAGAGUUUGUUUGGACAUACUUUUGGUAUGAAUUGUGUGCAAUGGUGUGACCUGAGUGGUCGAAUAAAGCCAAAGUUAUCCA
This is a messenger RNA of Branchiostoma floridae (Florida lancelet), 6930 nucleotides long. RefSeq names its product nascent polypeptide-associated complex subunit alpha, muscle-specific form-like. Gene Ontology annotation, biological process: positive regulation of actin filament bundle assembly. Gene Ontology annotation, molecular function: actin binding. The transcript has 6 exons. Bases 148 to 4815 code for a protein of 1555 amino acids. The record is from RefSeq and is a predicted model, not a curated record. Gene Ontology annotation, cellular component: actin cytoskeleton; nucleus; Z disc. Lineage: Eukaryota; Metazoa; Chordata; Leptocardii; Amphioxiformes; Branchiostomatidae.